AUCUAGACUCGACAGGCCCGGGAAGCGUGACAUUCACGCAAGCACACGCUUCCGCAUGUGAUACGCCUACUAUACCUACCUACCCACGCGGCAGAACCCUCGCCUGCUCCCGUCAGAAUUGCGCCUUCAUGGAUCUUGCCUAACCUAGCCUCUGACAUCGCCCGGUGAGCCCUCUUGAACUACUGGUCGGCAGGCCGGAUACUGCAGACGCGACCAUGGGGUCCAACCUCGAAGAAUUCCUCCGACCCCUUUACAUGGACGCGGCCAAGGCGCACGCGUUGUCCCGCGAGCUGUACGAGACAUUUCGGCAGCUGUCUGCCCACUCCUUGAACCAGUUCCUCCCAACUCCAAUCUCUGAAUCAAUAUUACGGCCGACCGAAGGCAAGGAAAAGGGACGGUAUCUAGCCAUCGACAUCGGUGGUACCAACUUGAGGGUCGGCUUUAUCGAGCUCCUGGGGAACGAGCAAGGUGCGAAUGCCGUACUUGUCAACGGGGUCGGUGGCGGCGGCGAGCUCUCUCAGCCGGAAUCGCCACCGAACCUACGUCGAGUUCUCGAGAGAGAGUGGCCCAUCUCAGAUGUUCUCAAAAUUGAGAACGCCGAUUCGCUCUUCAAGUGGAUCGGAAAAUGCAUCGCCGAAGUUGUGCGGCAAGGUUGCGAAGAAUUCGGCCUCCCUCGAGACCGCGAGCUUCCCAUGGGGGUUACAUUCAGCUUCCCCAUGGUGCAGGAGACUUUAGCCGACGCGACCCUGAUGGCGAUGGGAAAGGGCUUCGCGAUCACGUCGCGCCUCGAUCUGGGAACCCAUUUAAUCAACGGGUAUGAGAGGUCCAAGGGUCCAGACUUGCCCCCGAUCAAAAUCACGGCCAUCUUAAACGACGCCGUUGCGACAUUGGUAUCGUUUAUAUACCAAUCCAAGGAGGAUAGCUGCCGUAAAGCGGCGAUGGGACUGAUCUGCGGUACCGGUAGCAACGCGACGAUACCACUGAGGAAAAGUACGCUCCACAAAAAUAAACAACCCGGAAAAGUCAAGGUUCUAGACGACGACUCGACCGACGACAUGAAGAUAGCCGUCAACACCGAGUGGAGCAUUAACGGGACCGCACCAGCCUUGCGCAAGUUCGGCCUGAUCAGCGAGUGGGAUGCCAAGCUCGACGCCCAAGGUGAGGCGCCCGGGUUUCAGCCGCUCGAGUACAUGACGGCGGGCAGGUAUCUAGGCGAACUAGGACGGUUGAUGCUAUUGGACUACCUCGAACGCUACUUACAUAUACCCGCGGACUCUGUACCCCCGCAGCUCCUAACACGAUUCGGCCUCACCACCACCUUUCUCAGCCAUUUCCGGCCCCCGAACGUGGUGUCACUUCGAGAAAAGCUGGAGGCCGAGUUUCCUCAGUCGACCGCGCGAGGGGCAUUUCGGUGGACGGAGGAUAUGGCAGCGGUUUUAUAUGGGAUAGCCAAAGCCAUCGAAGUAAGGGCGGCCGGGAUCAUCGCGGCAGCCACCGUCGGGCUGCUCGCAUGCGCCGGCGACAUCCCCUUCCGAGUGCCGGCGUCAGAGGUGGCCGACGUCGGCGCCGCGGCUAAGGGGGCGGAACGGCGGCCCAAGGUGGACUUGAUCGUUGGGUAUACAGGCGGUUGCAUCGUCCACUUCCAGGACUACCUGGCCGACUGCCAGAACCUGCUCGACGCGAUAAUCCGAGCCGAGUUCGGCGACGACGCCCCCGUGAGGGUGGUGCUGAGCCCGUGCCACGACGGGGGCAUCACCGGCGCAGGUGUGCUGUGCGGUUCCUCGCAGGCCAAGUCUAGAGACGUGAUCACGCGAGUCUAGACAGUCGGGGGAUGAGCAGCCUUCGCCGCGGAGAGUAGGGAAUAGACAGGAUACGGGCGGUUCCGGAGUUUCAGAGCGGGAUGUAUAUGGCCAUGUCAGGAUUAUAGGUAGAGGGACGCAGAGGAAGAGGAGAGAGAGAACAUGGUGGCGGUCUCUCCUGCAUCUGCUCUAUGAUGAUAGGGGCAGGUUUGGCGCGGUGAAACAUGACCCUUAUAUAUCUAAUGCUGAAGCCGUUUCCUGUUUUGUACUCGCAGCAACACCUUGGCUUAUUAAUAUGCGUGCACGCACCCGAGGGGGCGCAGAGAAGAUACUGGGGGG
Molecule: messenger RNA, 2138 nt
Organism: Durotheca rogersii
Lineage: Eukaryota; Fungi; Ascomycota; Sordariomycetes; Xylariales; Xylariaceae
Product: hexokinase-7
Exons: 5
Coding region: 216-1820 (534 amino acids)
Biological process (GO): intracellular glucose homeostasis; glucose 6-phosphate metabolic process; glycolytic process
Cellular component (GO): mitochondrion; cytosol
Molecular function (GO): glucokinase activity; ATP binding; mannokinase activity
Source: RefSeq, a predicted model, not a curated record